CCUCCUUCAACCUCCCAUCAAUACAUCUAGCGAUUUGGCCCGGAAUACACGCACAUAGCUACCACACACACAUACGCCGAACAUCUGCAUUGCACACUUGCUAUCACGAAGCGGUAAAGCAAAAAUGUCAGGACCUCAGCAGGGACCGCCGCAAGGUGGUCCACUUCCUAUGCAGUUCGCGCCAGGACAGCAGCCUACGUUCGAGCAGAUCCAGCAGAUGCAGCAACAAUUGGCUGCUGAAGCGCAAAAGGCCGGCCUCACGGUUCCCCAGUACGUCGAGCGGAUGAAAGCGCAGAUGAUGCAGCAAGCGCGAAUGCAGCAGCAACAGGCACAAGGCGCGCAGCCCGGACAGCAAGUGCCAAUUCAGCCAGGCCCGCCCAAACCCGAAGCAAUCGCCGUCGCAAACUUCCUGAUGUCACAAGAUCUGAAGAUGAGGACAUGUGUCUUCCAAGAGCAGAGGAAAGAUAUGUUCAAGGUGAAGCGCGCGAUCAGGGCACUACAGUCAGAGGCAUACGUAAAGGCACGCAAGAAGAAUUCUCUUCUUCCCGAGGUCAAGGAUCGAGUGACGGCGGAGAACACGUUCAAGCUUCUACCAAUGUCGUUUUUGGCGCUCCGAGUCAGCAAAGUUGAUGAGAACCACGGACACGAGGGCCAUAAUCAUGCUAAGAAAAAGCGUGUCAAGGGUCUCUGGACUGUCAAGGUUGAGCAGCAACAAGAAGCUGCCGAUGACAUGUACUACACCUGGCUCUACCAAGGUUCUCAGUGGAAGCGGAAGCUGCAGGCUGGUGGAGCUCUUUUCGGAAUUCUUCUGGUUGUCUUCUUCCCUGUCUGGCCUGUCAAGCUGCGCAUCGGUGUCUGGUAUCUGAGUAUGGCCCUGCUGGGCUUGCUUGCCUUGUUCUUUGCCAUGGCCAUAUUCCGACUCAUCCUGUUCUUGAUCACAUUCUUCACUGUCUCCCCCGGACUCUGGCUCUACCCAAAUCUAUUCGAAGACGUGGGCUUCUUCGAUUCGUUCAAGCCACUCUGGGCAUGGCAUGAGAGUGAGAAAGAGAUGAAGAAACGUAAGAAAGAUGAGAGGAUAGCGAAGAAGGAACGUCGGGCUGCUAGAGAGCGAGGCGAGCUACCCCCGAGUAAGGAAAGCAAGAAGAAUAAGGCAAAACAGGAUGAGCCCGUGCCCGUACCUCAACCUGUCGCAGCAGCGCCUGCUGCUACUGGUGCAGAGGCUACUCGGUCCGAGAACCUCCAACAUCGCAACAUGAAUGCUCGCGUGGAAGAGGUCGAGGACGAAUAGGAAACUGUACUGGAAUGAUCUGUCACAGCGAAGGCGUUGCGGAGUCUGUCAGGACGGCGAGACUGGGUUUGAAAGCACUUUGGGGCUUAUGCACGAUAUGAUAGUCACUGGCGUUCCGCACGUACUGUGGUUGCUGACUAUGAGGCAAGGCAGAAUCAAUCCGAGCUUACGCAAG
Pseudocercospora fijiensis CIRAD86 is the source of this 1463-nucleotide messenger RNA. RefSeq lists its product as uncharacterized. The transcript has a single exon. Gene Ontology annotation, cellular component: endoplasmic reticulum membrane; endoplasmic reticulum. Bases 125 to 1288 code for a protein of 387 amino acids. Gene Ontology annotation, biological process: post-translational protein targeting to membrane, translocation. The record is from RefSeq and is a predicted model, not a curated record. Lineage: Eukaryota; Fungi; Ascomycota; Dothideomycetes; Mycosphaerellales; Mycosphaerellaceae.